AUGGAGUGGAGAGAGAAUUCUGAUAUCAACUGUGAUUUGGCUUUCGCUGAAGCUCAGCGAUGGGUGGAGGAGAUCACAAGAAAACAGUUUGGAAGUAAUGAUUUUCGACCUGCGCUGGAUAAUGGAGUCUUGCUGUGCGAUUUGAUCAACAAGAUUAAACCUGGCAUUGUAAAGAAGGUCAAUAGAUUGUCUACACCAAUCGCUGGCUUGGACAACAUUAAUCUGUUCUUGAAGGCUUGUGGGAGGCUAGGCUUGAAAGAAGCUCAAUUGUUUCAUCCCGGAGAUCUACAGGAUUUAUCGAGCCGUGUUACUGUAAAGCAUGAAGAGACAAACAGGCUAAAAAAUGUUUUGAUCACAAUAUAUUGGCUAGGUCGAAAAGCACAGACUGAUACUGUUUAUAAUGGACCUUACCUAAAUUUAAAAGCCUUUGAGGGAUUAUUGGGAACAGUUUUAUCAAAGGCGCUUGAAGAUUGUGGCAGUUUGAAACGCAGUGGCAGAGACAGUGGGUACGCUGAUAGCUGGUACACAGACAGAGGGGAGCUGCUACCCCUUCCAGCCAGUCACAGAAGAGACAAUUCUUUAGAUAGCUUGGACUCGGUGGGAUCAAGGUCAGCAUGUAUUGCUUCAGGUGCAACUUUGAAAGGCAGCAGUGAGGGUUGUGGGAGUGACCUGUCUGAGUCAGACUCACCAUUCAGCAUGACAGAAAACAAGGACAGCAUGUCAUAUCGCCGGAUUGCUGUGGUAGAACCAAAAAGCUCCACGCAGUUUAACCAGUUUCUACCCAGUAAAAGCAGCCAGUCAGGAUAUGUACCGGCCCCACUGAGGAAAAAACGGGUUGAUAGAAAUGAAGACAAUAGGCGGAGCUGGGCGAAUCCCACGUUCACAGAAUCUGACGGGUCCUUCUCAAGGAGUAAAUCUAUGAGUGAUGUAAGCGAAGAAGCAGUUGCAAACCGCCAGAUUCGAUUUGAAGAAUUACAAAAAAUCAAAUCUCAGUUACAAGAGCAGGACCAGCAGUGGCAGAAUGAUCUGACAAAAUGGAAAAAUCGUCGUAAAAGCUUCACUUCUGACCUUUUAAAGAAGAAAGAAGAGAGAGAGCAGAUAGACCAGACAGUCGGGAGAAGAGUAAAGACCUUUAAAGAAAUGCAGGAGGAAAGACAGGACAGAGAGCAGGGGAUUCAGAGCACCGAGCCGCGUGCAACAAUCAGCAGGAGCUUGUAUGCCUCCAAUGAAGACGUGUUUACUGAUGAAAAGCCCAUGUCGAAAACCCUGCAUGAAAGAAGUUACACGGUCGAAGUGGAUACUCCGUACAGUUCCCAGAACAGUGAGGUGACUCGUUCUACCCCUGCUUAUCAUCCACAACAGGACAACGCUACCAACACAGCCACCACCUGCACAAGCAAGGCAGCCCAGUCCAACAGCAGUGUCAGUAAAGCUGCUGGAUCCCAGCACACAUCUCAAAGCCCGUCAGAAGAACAAAGCUCUGUUUCUUUGUAUACACACAAUUCAAUGGAUACCAAACCGGGGGUAGCUCGGGUUUCGGCUUCUCUCCCCAGAAGCUACCACAGACCCGAUAGCACUCUACUGACCUCCAUUAUUGCACCGAGACCGUUCGGGACACAGUCGAACAGCGUUUCUUCUCUUCCCAGAGUUGUUGCUAUGGAAAGUGCACAUAGCCAGUACAAUGGGGACCUGGACAGCGCUUCCCAGAAGCCUUGCAGCACCAGCAGGUGCAGCCAGGUCAUGAAGAUGGAAGAUGAUGGCUGCUCCCAGUCAAGCUCUGUGCUGAGCAGCACUGAGGAGGAGAGGACUCCAUCUCUAAAACAAGUACCUUCUGCACAGCCUCGAGGCGAGCUGACAAGCAGCCAUGGCAUUGAAUCAAAUCCUGGUCGUCCCACCAGCUCUGCAAAAACCCAGUAUGUCACAAGCACCAGCACAAGCACAACAAAGUUGCCAGAAGCCAAGGUCACCACACAGGAACAGUACAGCAACAUGAGAAUCAGUCUGAACCAGAAAUCAAACAGCGGUCAGGACUUUGGCUUCACUCCCACCUGGGGCAGCGCUGGUGUCUUUGUGAAGUCCAUUGAGUCAGGCAGCCCAUCUGAACUCUGCCAGAUGCAGGUAGCUGAUGACAUCCUCACAGUCAAUGGCUUAAAAGUGUCUGACAUGGACAGUCAGUGGAAAGAAAGUAUGGACACAUCUGUGAAACAUGGAACCGUUGUGAUGGACAUCGGUAGAUAUGGCAAGAAUAGUUCAGCUGAAAAAGUAAUCCACGCCAACUCCAGAGAUUGUACUGCUGAAUCUUCAGAGAAGACCACAAAAGCUGAUGUCAACAGACAGCCUGUAAAUGAUGUUGGAUCUAAAGGAAUGAAUGGAGGAUUCCGUGAAGAAUCGGUGACAGUGAGACAUAAAGAGUCCGAGCCAAUUUCUUUGAAAAACUUACAAAGACGAUCACAGUUUUUUGAACAAGGAGGAGCUGAGUCUGCCAUAUCUGAUUUGCAGGUCCCUUCCAUCAGCACAUCCUCUAGCCGCUGGGCCUGGGACCCAGAGGAAGAGAGAAAACGACAGGAGAAAUGGCAGAAGGAACAGGACCGUUUGCUGCAGGAGAAGUACAAACAAGAGCAAGAGAAACUAAAUGAAGAGUGGCUGCGGGCACAGCAAGAAGCUGAAAAAGAAAGCUCCAAGUACUAUGAAGAGGAAUACAAGAUAUUGAAAGUGAAUACCCCCAUCUCUUCUUCCAGACAGGGGAGCACCUCUCGGGAUGACCAAAGUGUAGAGGAGGCCUUGAGACAGGAGGAAGAAGAGGAGCAGCACCUCCAGCAGCAAGAGAGGGCAAGGCGACAGCAUGAGGAAGAGGAGCAAGAGAGGAGGCGAUGCCAAGAAGAGCAGCACCAGCAGCGUUUGGAGGAGGAGGAGGAGAGGAGAUGUGAGGAAGCAGAGGCGCACCGGCAGCAAGCAGAACUACGGAGACAGAGGGAUGAAGAACAGAGGCGCCAGGAGUGGGAGAGGAGGCAAAAAGAGGAGGAGCAGACACGCAGGGAGGAGCUCAGGCGAAAGCAAGAAGAGGAGGAGGAAGAGAGGAAGCGGCAAACGGCAGCAGCAGCUGAGAAACAUCGUCGAGAGAUGGAGAGAGCCAGGCAGGAACAGCAGCACUGGCCUGGUGAAUCCUAUGAAUUUUCUAAAAUCCUUCCCGAUACAUCAGAGUUUGCUGUUUCAAAGAGGGCCAAAUCAAAAUCCACUUCAGAGCUUGAUGUACAUACUGAUACCCAGGGUAAGUCUGCUUUGGAAGACGUGUACAAAUCAAGAGAACCCUGUAUUUCAUGAUUUGGUUUUAUGCAAUUUCUGUUCAUCUUUAGAGGUUCUGUUCAUGGUUUCACACCAAGUAAUUUCUACCAACCAUAUACCAUGAUGUGUUACUGUUGAUGUCCUUG
Molecule: messenger RNA, 3428 nt
Organism: Polyodon spathula (Mississippi paddlefish)
Lineage: Eukaryota; Metazoa; Chordata; Actinopteri; Acipenseriformes; Polyodontidae
Product: LIM domain only protein 7-like
Exons: 23
Coding region: 1-3321 (1106 amino acids)
Biological process (GO): regulation of cell adhesion; regulation of signaling
Molecular function (GO): protein binding
Source: RefSeq, a predicted model, not a curated record